AUGAGCAAUGUUCUAAGGACGUGCAGAGGUUUUGUUCUAUUUUUUAACCGACAGUCUGUCAAGUCUGUCCAACGAGGGUUUCAUUCAACAGAAUCAUGUCUUGACAAACCUCCUAAAGUUGAUGUGGUGAGCGUAGACAGCUUCAAUAAUGUCCAGGAGAAGAACAAAAAGACGUACUUGGAUAUGUUAAGAGUAUAUCGAAUGGAAAAAUAUCGAUCUGGUCAUGUAGAAUUUAUAAACACAGCAAUUAAGCACUUGGAUGAAUUUGGAGUAAACGAAGACCUAGAAACUUACAAAAAACUCAUCCAAGUACUACCAGCGGGAAAAUUCGUCCCCCAGAACUAUAUACAGUCGGAGUUCAUGCACUACCCAAAACACCAGCAGUGUAUCAUUGACUUAUUACAGAAAAUGGAAGAUAAUGGAGUGAUUCCUGAUUGGGAAGUAGAAGACAUGCUUGUUAAACGGUUUGGUCCUCGUGGAUUCCCCGUACGGCGCUAUUGGCGAAUGAUGUACUGGAUGCCUAAGUUUAAUAAUUUAUCCCCUUGGCCUAUACCUAAGCCUGCCCCUAAUGAUCCUUAUGAACUAGCAUUAUUAGCUAUCAAAAGGAUUAGUAGUAUAGACAUUGAAUCUGAAGUUAAAGUAUACAAAACUAAGGAAUUAGAAGAAAGCAUUGAGGAUACAUGGAUAGUUAGUGGUCAAAGCCCUGAUCAAAAAAAAAUUGUUGCUAAUCACCCAGAAAAUGUCCCUGUAUAUAUUGAAGGUGGUUUCAGAAUAUGGCUUCGAAAACAGAGUAUUAUUUAUUUCAUUUUAAGAACUGAACCUUCUCCUGCAAUAGAAAAUGAAGAAGAAGAUGAAGAUGAUAUUAGUAAUUUCCGUGUACCUUUUUUUGAUAAGCCUAUUCCAAAAAUAUCUGACAAAAUUGCUAAAAAAAAAACUGUGCAUGAACAAGAAGAUGGUACCAUACUUGCAGUUGCUGCAACUGGUACAUCCAGUAAAAACUCUUUAUUAUCUUGGAUUAGGUUUUUGGAGAAAGAUGGGAACCCAAGACUAACUCAUAUACCAAUUUUAUUCACGAGUAAAUCACCACUUGGAAAUGUGGAACCAUUGUCUGAACUGGAUGAAUCCAAGAAAGAAGUUGAACAGUCAAAACAAAAAGUACCCAUAGAGUAA
This is a messenger RNA of Macrosiphum euphorbiae (potato aphid), 1170 nucleotides long. The record is from the annotation of a GenBank genome assembly. Lineage: Eukaryota; Metazoa; Arthropoda; Insecta; Hemiptera; Aphididae.